GUCUAGGCACGAACGUCAACAUCCCGUGGCCGGCUGAAGUGGAAGGGGUGGGUGAUCCGGAAUACCUUGCAGCAAUGCGGAGUAUAGUGGUGCCUAUACUGCAUGCGUUCAAGCCAGGACUGUUGUUUGUACAAGCAGGGUUUACUGCGGCGGUCGGGGAUACUCUGGGCAUGCGCGUCACGCCGGCUGGGUUUGGACAGAUGACCAAUAUGCUGAAGGCUGUGGCCGGUGGCAGAAUUAUCUUGGCUUUGGAAGGGGGUAGCAAUGCGGAGUCAGUGGUCGAAUGCGUAGUUUCCUGCACGAGUGUACUGAGCGAUGAAAGUCUACCCCGGCUGUCUGAUGCAGCCAUCGCCGCUGUGCCGCUAAGAUCGUGUUCUGCGAUGCUGCAGAAGGUUAUCGAUGUGCAGUCUAAGUACUAUCCCAGCCUGGAACGCAUGCGGGACUUGACUGGGAUCAGCCUACGCGAGUGUUCAAGGCUAGAUGAUCGCGAUGUGCACGAGGCGCGCGAAGUGGUGAGUUGCAUGUGCAUGCCUAC
This is a messenger RNA of Sphaeroforma arctica JP610, 535 nucleotides long. RefSeq lists its product as hypothetical. Gene Ontology annotation, biological process: chromatin organization. The annotation marks the transcript as partial. The transcript has 3 exons. Gene Ontology annotation, molecular function: histone deacetylase activity. Lineage: Eukaryota; Ichthyosporea; Ichthyophonida. Gene Ontology annotation, cellular component: histone deacetylase complex. The record is from RefSeq and is a predicted model, not a curated record.